Molecule: messenger RNA, 1299 nt
Organism: Macrosiphum euphorbiae (potato aphid)
Lineage: Eukaryota; Metazoa; Arthropoda; Insecta; Hemiptera; Aphididae
Source: the annotation of a GenBank genome assembly
AUGGCUGUCAACGGUACCGACGUCAACAAGGUGACCGUUGUCCUAGGGGCCCAAUGGGGCGAUGAGGGCAAGGGCAAGGUGGUCGAUAUGUUGGCCACCGACGCGGACCUCGUGUGCAGGUGUCAGGGAGGAAACAAUGCAGGCCACACUGUUGUUGUGGAUAAUAAGGAAUUUGAUUUUCACUUGUUGCCUAGUGGAAUUAUAAAUCCUAAUUGCAAAUCUGUUAUUGGUAAUGGAGUUGUUAUCCAUCUACCUGGGUUAUUUGAAGAGUGCAGUAAAAAUGAAAAGAAAGGGCUGUUGGACUGGAAGAAACGAUUGUUAAUUUCUGAUCGUGCUCAUCUUGUGUUUGAUUUCCAUCAGCAAGUGGAUGGUCUCCAAGAAAUGGAAAAGGGUAAAAAGUCUUUGGGAACAACGAAAAAAGGUAUUGGGCCAACUUAUGCUUCUAAGGCUACUAGAAAUGGUCUAAGAUUAGCAGAUUUACUUGGAGAUUUCAACACGUUCAAAGAAAAGUUUUACAACUUGGUUGAUAUACAUAAACGUAUGUUUCCAUUACUAGAAGUUGAUCCAGAAGAAGAAUUAAAGAAAUAUGAAUACUAUGCUAAUGAAUUAAGACCAUUAGUAGUGGAAACUGUUGGAUAUUUGCAUACCGCAUUAAAAGAAGGAAAACGAAUUUUGGUGGAAGGUGCUAAUGCGGCAAUGUUAGAUAUUGAUUUUGGUACAUAUCCAUAUGUAACAUCGUCAAAUUGUAGUAUUGGUGGUGUUUGUACUGGUCUUGGUUUACCUCCAUCAAGAAUUGGUGAUGUUAUUGGAGUUGUCAAAGCAUAUACUACAAGAGUUGGUGAUGGGCCAUUUCCAACAGAGUUAUUUGAUGAUGUUGGUGAAAAGUUACAAACCAUUGGAAAUGAAAUUGGUGUUACCACUAAGCGGAAGCGUCGUUGUGGGUGGUUGGAUAUCCCGCUCCUAAAAUAUACUUCAAUGGUCAAUGGAUAUACUAAAAUUUGUUUGACAAAACUUGACAUACUAGAUACUUUUGAUGAAGUAAAAAUUGGAGUGGAAUAUCAGUUAAACGGAAAAGCGCUCAACUAUUAUCCAUCCAGUUUAUUUGAACUUUCAUCCGUUGAGGUUAAAUAUUUAACUUUGCCUGGUUGGAAAACUAAUAUCAGUGGCAUAAGACAUUUUGAUAACUUACCGGAGAAUGCAAAACAAUUUGUGUUUACUAUCACAGAACUCCUCGAAGUACCAGUUAAAUGGGUUGGAGUCGGCCAAGGAAGAGAAUCAAUGAUUAAUGUUGAUAAUUGA